Colossoma macropomum (tambaqui) is the source of this 4390-nucleotide messenger RNA. RefSeq lists its product as uncharacterized. The record is from RefSeq and is a predicted model, not a curated record. The transcript is spliced from 7 exons. NCBI's taxonomy places the organism in Eukaryota, Metazoa, Chordata, Actinopteri, Characiformes, Serrasalmidae. Bases 551 to 1300 code for a protein of 249 amino acids.
CCCUGUUUUUGGACCAUUAGAAGAGGAAGUGCCCGUAGGGUUUAUCGCUGUGGUGAACAAAGACUUUUUCCCGCCGUUGUGCUGGUUUUCCUCCUCAGUGGACCCACAGCCGCACACUAGAAAUCCUCUGAGCUGAGCUGAUGUUCAGAUGGACCGACUUCUGAUAGAGAGACGCGUCUGCAAGGUCCACGCUGGUCAGGAGAUCCAGACCUGAACUCAUCCCUGAAAUGUAAUGUCAGUCAUGCCGUCCUGCAGUUCUGCUCUCUGUUUCCUGAUCUUACUGACCACUACAUUCACUUCUGAACUCCAUACGCUUUAAGGUCUGACUGAGAAAAGCUGAUUUUGGGAUACUGAAGUGUUUUAAUAUCCUGUCUUACGAGUGUCUGUAUCAGCUGAUCUUCCAGUGAAGGUGAAGCUUCAUGACUCUGCUACUCUGCCCUGCUAUGAGAGAUGCUCUGGUUUAGCAAGAUGGACUGUGUUUCACAAACGCAGUGACACUCUGGCUGAGUGUGAUCAGACUUCAUGCAGAUCAGUGAAGGAGGGAUAUCAGAUGAUCCGUGAUCAGUACCUGAAGGGGAAUCUCUCUCUCAUCAUCACUGAAGCUGAUUUCAGUAAGAGAGGCUGGUACACGUGUGACUGCGCCAGCAAGGACGUCUGUGAUGUUCAUCUACAGAUUGAGCCCUUGAACACUACAGUUGAGAUAAUGGCCGGUGAAUCUCUGAUCCUGAGGCUGGAUGUAUCAGAUGCAGUGGAGGUGAUUUAUAACAGCACAGGCACACCUGGACCAUCCAGUGGUCAGAUCUGUACAGUGGAUGGACCCUCACUACAGUGUAAACCUGAAUACACACAGAGAUCAUCACUUACAUCUGGUCUUGAGUUGAGAAGAAUGACUCCAUCUGAGAGUGGAGUUUACAUUAUUAUGGACAGCAGGAACAAAGAGGUCAUUCACACCUACACAGUGACCGUCCAAGAUGUACAGCAGAGCUCGAUAUGGAAGGACGGCUAUCAGAAAGGAAACAGUGAUGGGUAUCAGAAGGGAAGUGAAGAUGGAUACCGUAACGGAUUGGGAAUCGGAGCAGUGGUUUUUGGGAUCAUGGCUCUGGCUCUUGGUGUAAUUCUGGGAAUGUUCGGUGGGCCACGGGUGCGUCCUCUGAUGGGCAGAUGUGUCCAGCGGUUCAGAAGAGAAGAUUCCUCAGACAGAAGAAGAGAUGAUCCCUCAGGUGGGCUACAAGCUGAAGACGUGGAAAGUGGUGUUGCCCUGGCCAGAGCUGCCCAGCCAGAGCUCGAGUCACAAAUCUGAUGACUUCAGACUUGACUCCAGAAAACUGAGAAAGACUUGUGACUCGACUUUGACUUCAACACCAGUGACUCUGACUUGGACUCGGACUUCAGCCUUAAGACUCUGAAAGACUUGAGAAAGUAGAAGAAACGUGGAGAGUCUGACUGCAGACGGCUUUUCUAUUAAAUCAGUUCUGUUUAAUAUAUAUGUGAACUUUGUAGUUCUGCAAUUGCAAAUUGUAGCUGAUCUUUUUCUCUGCACACUUUUUUAGCCCCCUUUCACAUCAUUGGUCAAUGAUCAGGACCCGCCCAGACCACCACAAAGCAGGUAUUAUUGGUUAAUUCUCAGCACCGCAGAGACGCUGACAUAGUAAAUGUGGUACUAGUGUAUCAGAUACAGCAAUGCUUUAAUCACCUCACAAGCGGCACUAACACACCAACACCACAUCAGUGUUACUGCAGUGCUGAGAAUGUAUAUGAAUAAUACCUGCUCUGUGGUGGCCCUGUUAAAAUGGAAAGGCGGCGCACUGUAUACAGAUAAACAGAUGGACUCCAGUCUGUAAGUCAGGAGUGCUGUAAAAAUAGCCAGUGAGCAUAUAUGUAGAGUACGUUUGGGAGAGAGAACAUCUGAAUCCUACCUGUUAAAAAGCAAUACAAGAAAGAGCAGGUUACUGUGAAUAACUGUCUUUUACAAUAGCAUAACCUUUAAAGUUCUGUUUUCAUACAACAGUUUUGCAAAGUAAAGAAAAAAACAAAGCAGGUAAGUCAAAUACAUGUUAAAAUACAUAAUACUGACACUGUCUUGUGUUAAAAGAAGCACUAAAAUAUUUAGUGUAAUAUGUACUAAUGUUACAAAGAGCAACACCAUAAACAUACUAUAAAUGAAAGUACCUGGAACAAUUCCUGAUCAGUUGAGAACCAGAAGCAGCAGUGGAUGGAAGGAUGGCUGUAAAAGAUAAAACAUUUGGUAAAGGUUUAAAAGACUAGCUUCAACAACUGAAACAGAUACAGGCACAUUUAUGUUGGCUAACUGCAUUUGUAUAAGCAUUCCAGCCUCUCGAAUCUAGUAAACAUGCUGCUUUUAUAGCUUAGAGAUAUUUUUCUGGCUUAUUCUGGAGUUGGUCAUCAGCGAGACCAAGCUAACAGCUCCACACAGCACAGACCGUAGUUAGCUAACAUAGGUGAGCUAGCUCGUUUCUGCGUUUCUGUCAUUCAAACACCCGUCAGUCUCUCAACGUCUCCCGUUCAGAUUUGAGCCCAUCAUGGUCAGCACCGGUCAGCCGGAGUGAACCGGUCGUCCAGCAGAGCCAUUAACUUAGCCUAAGCUCACGCAUACGUAGCUAAGCUAGCUAGGUUAUUACAGUGUACAGACAGGUCUAUUAUACCACAAAUUCAACACCGUCUUACUUUAAAACUGUAAUUUAGUUAAAAAGGCGCCGCUCAUAUUUUGUGAGAGCAAACAGUCACUAAAAGAGGAGGCGAGCUAGCGAGCUAUCGCUAGCUAGCUAACUCAAUUGUUAGCACGUGAUGUUUAUUUUUGUUUUGACAGAUGAAGAGUUCAACAUUCACAAACUACAGAAUUAGGUUUGAAUGAAUAUCCGAUUGAAAAGCUGCUGCUGCGUCAAAUAAACCUAUAAUUUAUUCACCAAAUUCAUUUUAAAUCCUGUCGAAGUUUGCAGAAGCGGCAGUUAUCGUCUCCGCGGUGAAGCGAUGGUGACGACUCGGAGCUCAAUACGGGUGGGAUCUGCUCUCCUCAAUACGGCUGUGAUCUGCUCUCCUCAAUACGGGUGGGAUCUUCCCAUAUGUCUUUUGCCGACACAUCAGAGAGACUCGCCAGGCCAGGCUUCUAUGCUAAUCAAAACUACAGUGCAGUCGCUAACUGCUAGCUUACAUUUGACUUACAGCACAGGAAGUUUGACAUGUUUGGUAGCUGCAGUAACUUAAAAGAAUGGGCAACUGCCACAGCAACAUACUUGUUUGCUAGCAAUAAUUAAAAAGGUCUUAUCUUUGGCAAGUUGGAGGACUGACCCCCUGAAACGUGUAGUCACGGAUGUCCAUGAGGCACAGAAUGCGUUGGGCGAAAGUGUGAGGUGAUUAAAACCAAUGACCUCCCAAUGAGUAAAAUCUAUCGAUUUUCUGCAUCGUUGUUGUUCCUGAUAAAACAUGAGUAAAUUCUACUCAGCUUAUCAUAGCUAAUUUUAUUCAACCGAACCUGCGUAAAAUGUAAUUAAUAAAACAUUCAAACUUAUUGGAUUCAGCUCAGUUUGAUUUCUAACUGAACAUAGUCUUUUUAUUAAGUAGAGGUUACUAUUAGUUAUCUAGUAAAUAUUAAUUAACCCCAGUCCCACUUUUUACAGUGUGUAGUGUUGAAACAAUGCAGGUUGGGUCCAUGGAUUUGUGCUGUUUAUAGGCCACAUUCUGAUUAUCUACAUGUCGAAGCUGAAAUGUAGAUUCAUCAGACCAGGCCACACUUUUCCAGUCUGUCCAGUUUUAGUGAGCUUGUUCUCACUGUUGCCUCUUGGCAAAGAGGAGCAGAACCUCAUGUGGUGUCUGCUGUUGUAGCCCAUCCACCUCACGGUUGGACGUGUUAUAUGUUGAGAGAUUCUUUACUGAUCACCCCUGUUGUUCAUAGUGGUUAUUCAAGUUACUCUCGGCUAGAACAAGUCUGGCCAUUCUCCACUGACCUCUCUCAUCAACAAGCUGUUUCUGCCCACAAGACUCACUCAGAAGUCUCUUGUUCCCCAUGCUGAUAUUUGAUGUAAAUUCAUUUAUUUAUAAACUAGUCUUAAUGUAAAUGUUAAUGUAAAUCUAGUUCUGUGAACUAGUUCUAGAGUUCUGUGCCUUGUUUAAGCUCUGUUGUGAGACUAAAAGGACUCAGCGAAACUAACAAAGUGCCUCAGAGAAACUCUAUCGUGACUGCACUGCCAUAAAAAAACACAAAAAAAUGAUAUAGUAUAUAGUGCCACAGUAUUUUCUGAGCAUUUAUAUACACAAAAAGCAAAUAAAAAUCUUCAGUUGAUAUGUUUUAUCAGCAAGUGUGCUUGUCUUCAUUGCAUUGGAACCCUGAAUGUGUUUCAGUCUGAUUAUUUUGAAAUGACUGACUGUAUAAAGU